Botrytis sinoallii is the source of this 1005-nucleotide messenger RNA. RefSeq lists its product as uncharacterized. NCBI's taxonomy places the organism in Eukaryota, Fungi, Ascomycota, Leotiomycetes, Helotiales, Sclerotiniaceae. The record is from RefSeq and is a predicted model, not a curated record. Gene Ontology annotation, molecular function: arylformamidase activity. The transcript has 5 exons. Bases 1 to 1005 code for a protein of 334 amino acids.
AUGACCGAGAAGGAUUCUACUACCCCGCGUUACGACCCCUCAAUCUACGAUACCCCUUUCUCAAAAUUACCAAACUCCAAAAGAGUAUGGAUAGGGGAGCCUGGAUCUGCUCUUGAAGGGAUAGUCUCUUCGGCGGCAACUUCAGAGAUCAAGACGGGUAAGAGAGUAGGUCUCGGAUGGGACAUGACAAAAUUGGAGUAUUCCCAAUUUGGACGACAGAAAUGUGGACAUAAGAUUAUUCCACUGAAUGGACCAGGCGGGAGUGGAUAUGGAGCUUGUUUUGAUGAUGUCUAUCAUAUGAAUCCCCAACAAAGCAGUCAAUGGGAUGGCUUUCGUCACUACUCCCAGCCACGAAAUACUUCCGAUCCCUCUACAUCACAGGACCGAGUGUUCUAUGGCGGCACUACGAAGGAUGAAAUUAUGGAUACAUCGAGUCACCGUAUCGGGCUCCAACACUGGGCACCUGAAGGAAUUGCCGGCCGUGGUAUUUUAAUCGACUACGCUCACUGGUGCGCCCAACAAUCUCCACCCAUCAAGUACACCAACUUUUCUCUUCACAAUAUCCCGUUCGAAACGCUCGUCGCGAUUCUCGCCGAUCAAAAUAUAACCCCUCAACAUGGUGAUAUUCUCUUUAUCCGCAUGGGUCUAAUUCCGGAAUGGGAUAGCUUCACCGAACCUCAAAAACAAGAAUAUGCAUCCCAAAGUACCCCCGAACAUGCUGGUGUCGAACCUAGCUUCGAGUUAUUGGAGUGGUUAUGGGAUAGUGGAAUAUCAGCUGUGGCAGGCGAUGCUAUAAGCUGGGAGGUAUAUCCUACACAGGGAGAGCUUAGCUGUCAUGAGUAUUUGCUCGGAGGAUGGGGAAUGCCAAUUGGUGAAAUAUUCGAUCUUGAGGCCUUGUCUCGUACCUGUCGCGAACUAAAUAGAUAUUCCUUCUUCCUAACAUCGAUGCCAUUGAAUAUGCCAGGAGGGGUUUCUUCACCCCCAAAUGCAAUGGCCAUCUUUUAG